Messenger RNA from Parastagonospora nodorum SN15, 793 nucleotides. RefSeq lists its product as hypothetical. The record is from RefSeq and is a predicted model, not a curated record. The transcript has 2 exons. Bases 81 to 716 code for a protein of 211 amino acids. NCBI's taxonomy places the organism in Eukaryota, Fungi, Ascomycota, Dothideomycetes, Pleosporales, Phaeosphaeriaceae.
UUGUACACAACGAACACAUUACAUUGCUACUUGCUACUUCACAAAUUAACUCCACUACCCUUCGCCCAUACCACCUCAACAUGCGCCUUGCUACUGUAGCUGCAUUCAGUAUCGGCAUUGCUGUUGCUACACCUAUAGACCUCGGGGAGACACGAUCCUUCCCACGUGAACAGCCUAGAGACAUCGUAACACACCAAGGCCUCGAAGGCCGUGUCAAACGUCUGCCUAACGGAGUAAGCCCGGAGACAGCAGGCUCAGUCUCAGCCUCAGAAAAACUGGAUUCAGACUCUGUCCAGACCAGCCCCAUCAAACGCCACAACGGCGUUCCUAAUAACAUCCUCGCAGGAGGAAUCCAACCAUCUACAGCGCUGCUCACCGCAGUCCCCGAGAUCAAGAAGGAAGCUUUUCCUGGUCUCAACUUCACCGAGUUCAUCAACUCGUUGUCGCUGCAAGGAGAUGGUCCUUCCAGUAUUUCCGCCGCUGAACUUGAAGAAUUGUCCUCGGAAAUAGGUGAGGCUGUGAAAAAGACUCUCCAAGAGCUGGAGAAAACGGGGCGUGUCUCGUACUAUGUUGUUAAUCCGUAUUGUAUUAUCAAGUCGUGUAAGGACCCGCCGGGUCAUCCUAGAGCACGAGACAUCAGCGGUAUGGACGCGAACCUCGUUCAGGUAGCUGGAAGUUCGGAGGGAGAAGGCAAAAGAAACUCUCUUCAAGACUGAUCUUUGUUCAAGAGUUGAGCAGGAGAACAGAGCGCAAUAUCGUGGAUUAUUGAUAGAAUCGUAUUGGACACUCGUUA